Messenger RNA from Dracunculus medinensis (Guinea worm), 963 nucleotides. NCBI's taxonomy places the organism in Eukaryota, Metazoa, Nematoda, Chromadorea, Rhabditida, Dracunculidae. The record is from the annotation of a GenBank genome assembly.
AUGUUAUCAGCGACAUAUCAAGCUUACAUGCCUUUUCAUAUAUUCGUUUAUCAAUUUCUAUGUUUGGCUGGUGUUUUUGCGAAUAUUUCAAUUAUCGUUGUACUACUGAGGCCAACAAUGCGCAAAAAUCCAUUCAACACAUUUUUAAUUGCAAUAGCUAUAUGUGAUAUGACUCUGAUGGCUUCUUACUUCAUUUAUAAGCAGGUCGAGAUUUGUCAUCCAUGGUACUUUUCUUAUUUUUGGAUUGUUUUCACUUACUUUUACGCAAUUUUAUCAGUUUUUAUACAUUCUAUUUCACUCUGGCUAACUGUAAAUAUGGCUAUUCUCCGGUAUCUUGUGCUUAAACGAAGUUCAAGUUCACAUUCCACAAUACCAUCUGUUAAUAAUUUUACUGCUGCGUUUAUUGCAGUUAUUACUGCUAUUGCCCUUUCGUUAUUUGGUGCAAUGCCGAAUAUGCUCAGAUACGAAAUACGAGAUGGUGGCUUCCUCGAUGCGCCUUCCUUUUGCUUAGAUAAUAGCUCAGAUUAUGCACAUUAUUAUUCAGAGGAUUCUAAAGUACAUGCAUAUAACAUAGCACAACCAUCUUGGUGGAAUUGCAGAUGGGAAAGGUUGAAUUUUUGGCUUGCAGGCCUCGUGUUGAAAUUGAUUCCAUGCUUCCUGCUGACGGUUUUUAUGACUUUAUUAGUGCGAGUAAUUAUUGAAGCACGAGAUCGUCGAACUCGCCUAUCUAUUGGUUCAAGAAGAAAAUCGCAGAACGAGCGAACCACUUCAAUGUUAACCGCUAUAGUAGCAGUUUUCUUAAUUACCGAAUUGCCACAAGGACUUAUCGUUUUCGCCACAGGCGUAAAACCAGGAGUCCGAUAUGCUAUGCAGUAUAUUGGCGACUUUAUAGAUCUCCUUUCACUCAUCAACAGCAGUUUCAACUUUAUACUAUGCACACUAAUGAGUAAUGUUUUUAGGUAA